UUCAACAUCCUGAGACGGUAACAAAGCAGACUCCAGUUUCAAGGACUCAUCAGCUGGUUGCUAGGGACUCAUGGCUCCAUAGCAACAGCAGCAGAUUAUUGUGACAUGUCCAGUGGAGACAGUGAAGAUGGUGUCUGGAAAACAAGGUGUCCGGCCGAGAUUCGAUCCCUCAAAGAGAAUCUCGGAGCUGGCGCAGCAUAAAACCUCAAAAACAGUCUGGGAGACGACUCCUUGUGAGAAGGUGAGCUGGGGCAACCAGGAGCCGAUAUGGCCCAUCUCCACCGCCGCGCUCAAAGCUACUCCGACUGCAAGAAUCCAAUCCCUGGCCCAACACAAAAGAGACUUCUCAGCAAGGGAGGACCCCCGGAGGAAACAUGAAGAGGAAGAGGCGAGUGUCUUCAGGAAGACCAGGCAUCCUUCCUCAAAGACGUCUCAGUACGAAAACACUCUGCGAUUGUCUGCGCCCAGAACGAGGAGCCGCGGCCCUCAGGAGCCGGGGUCCCUUCACACACCUCUGUGUGACAACAACUGUCCCAUUUGGCACGUUGAUCCCCGAGUGAGAAACGUCAUCAUCACCGCUCGAUUGCUGCAGCUCUCACAACCCAAACAGACCCAUCCUGACUACUGCAGCAACAGGGAGAGCGCUGCUUCCAUCGUCUCCUUAGCGUCCAGAACAGCUCAGAUAUCUCAGCGACUCGCCCAGUUGUCGCUGCCCAAACUGAAGCAGAGCAACAUCUGCUACCAGCUGGGGCGCUUCGAGGAACCAAUCUGGAUUGUCUCAAGAGCAGCAAAAAAGGCUUCAGCAAGUGUUCGAGUUGAGACGCUGGCAGCACCAAAGCAGCUUCACAAAGAUUACAUUCCUCCACAAGAGCCAGAGUGGAGCCUGAGAGAUGCAAAGACCAAUAAGCUUCUGUGGAAAUACUAAGAAAAUUCUCUAUUUCUUAAAAUUGUUCCCAAAUUG
Gambusia affinis (western mosquitofish) is the source of this 961-nucleotide messenger RNA. RefSeq names its product testicular haploid expressed gene protein-like (gene spmap2l). Bases 128 to 925 code for a protein of 265 amino acids. NCBI's taxonomy places the organism in Eukaryota, Metazoa, Chordata, Actinopteri, Cyprinodontiformes, Poeciliidae. The transcript has 8 exons. The record is from RefSeq and is a predicted model, not a curated record.